Nerophis ophidion (straightnose pipefish) is the source of this 3368-nucleotide messenger RNA. RefSeq lists its product as uncharacterized. The coding region runs from base 368 to 1558 and encodes 396 amino acids. Gene Ontology annotation, cellular component: membrane. NCBI's taxonomy places the organism in Eukaryota, Metazoa, Chordata, Actinopteri, Syngnathiformes, Syngnathidae. The record is from RefSeq and is a predicted model, not a curated record. The transcript has 8 exons.
UGCCGGCCGCUUCGGGAAUGGCUAAUCACCUGGGCGGGAUAAACUCCACUUUUGACCGCAUGCUGUCUACCAACGUAAUCUUGACAAAAGAGUACCCUGACAGCCAUACUAUCGACACUUUCAGCAUAUUGGCGUCACUUUAUUCAUGUCGGCGAUGUUCGUAGCCGCUGGUUGCAGACAUGCCGUACGGGCCACUUUGUUGAAGUUACCUCCAAGUGAGCUAGCACGCUUCGACUAGCCUUCAUCGUCGGCCCGGCUAGCUCAUGCCUCGUGCGGCUUGGAGCGUCCAAAAGCCUGCGACAUCACCCUCGCCACACCGGGCGUCUUUCCCACACCGCUGUUUGAUGGAAGGGUGAAGGGGGGGACGAUGUUGAGAUUCCUCCACGUUGUACUAACAGGUCUUUUAGGUGUUCUGCGGGACAGAGUCACUGCCUUCGACAGCAUCCGACUUGUAGAUGGUGAGAACAAGUGUUCCGGGCGGGUUGAGAUCCUGCGACACAACCAGUGGGGGACGGUUUGUGACCACGGCUGGGACCUAGUGGAGGCCAACGUGGUGUGCCUGGAGCUGGCCUGCGGCUUGGCGGAGUCUGCCCACCACCGAGGGUCUGGGCCUGGCAGGGGAGAAAUCUGGCUCCGGCAUGUCCAGUGUUCGGGACACGAGUCCAGUUUGAGCCGCUGUGCUGUCGUCCUCCAUAGGAGCUCCCACUGCACACAUGACAAUGACGCUGGAGUAACAUGCUCGGGUACACUUUUCAUGCCCAUCCUCUCCCUAUUGUCCCCCUACAAUGUGUUUUCUGCCGGGGAGGCAGUUCGCUUCAGCUGCAGCGUCCUCCUGGGUCACAUCAGUGACUUCCACCUGUAUAAGUACGGCCUGUCCAAACCCGUAGUGACUCACAGGGUGGACCAAAGCCAGACCCGAGUGGAGAUGACCGUGUCCGACAUUGAGACGUUCCAGCAGGGCAGCUAUAGUUGUCGCUACAUUAUCAGAGGCAGCUCGCCUUCUCAGCUGCUCGGCUCACCACCCAGCAACUCUGUCAACAUUACUGUGGUGGAGCUCCUGACUCCCCAACACUGGUACAACACGUCGUCUGACGCCCCAGCUGGUUCCGUCCUUAAGGGCCACAGUUUUAACAUCACAUGCUCUACACAGCAGGAGUACCCCGGAGGCUCCUUUCAGCUGCGGCUUAUCCGCUCCAACGGUACAGUGCGCCAGUCUCUGCCGGCCCUCGCCCCUUUCGUCACUUUCACAUUCCCCAGCGCCCAAAGCUCCAAUGAGGGCUACUACUACUGCCUGUAUCGGGUGCAGCUGGGGGGGCGGACAUUUAUCUCCAGAGAGAGCCAGGCUCUGCCCAUCGCUAUAAAAGACCCUGAUCCAGUUCUGAGUCCAGUGGUGAUCAGCUGGCUUGUUUCUGGUCUGAUAUUUGUUGUAGCUGUCAUCAUAAUCGUCAUUGUGGCCAAAGUGCUGUGCAACAAGGAAAAAAGGCCCUCUGAACUGGAGCGGGAAACCCGAUCAUGUGUGGAAAACACAUAUGUUGCCUUAUCAGUUAACAAGCUAUGAUGGUGUACGCAGGCAAACACUUGGCUGAAGUUGGCAGGGCCGAAAUUCUGGUCAUGCUGGAUUCAGGCAGCAGGAGCUGUACCACAGAACCAAAAGGUCGGAAUCCACAAAUACAACUAGUUUAGUACAGUCCGGAUCAUAACAGGUUUCUACUUGGUGUUAAUGUUGUUUUGGAUUGCAUAAAACGUUCAGAUUUCUGUUUCCAGCCAUAAAAAACAAACAUCCGAACACUUUGGGCCUUCUCUUUAGCCUGGUUCACAAAAUGGCAUUGCCAAGACAAGUUAUAGCGAACAAAUGAAAUGUCAUCCCUGCUUAUAACGCAUCCCAGUGAACAUGACAAACACGUUGUUAGUGACAAACAAGUGCACUAGUCCUGAUGACAGCAUCUGUAAGCAUCCCACAAACUGUGACAUCUAACCAUGGGAUUCCUCAGGUGUCUUCUUUAUUGUGUUGAUGUAGUUUGUUUUUUUAUGUUAUCAAAUCUACAUUUAACACACCUCUUUGUGUUCUUUACAACAAAUAAUGGUACUCAAACUUUUGUUUUAAGGAAUCAUCUUCAAGCUCCUUGAAAACUAGUCCUUUCGGGGUCUGUCUUUUUAGAUGCAAAUGAUCUCCUCCACGCCUCGUCCCCUCCAGCUGACUGAGACUGUUUCAACGCCCCAUUAGAUAUUUUUGUAGUUUUCAAGGUACAUUUUGUUGGCCUUACCAAAAAAUACAAGACAGAAUGAUGUAAGUAUGUUAGAAAAAUCUAAAUUAGAAUGGCAACAAGUACACGCUAAUGUAUUAUUACAAAUUGUCAAAACUAGUGUUAUUUGAUUUGUUUCAUUGUCCCUACAUAAAGUACUUUUUGGAAAAUACUUUUGUAUUUUGUCAGCAUAGGUUGGUAAAACCGCUCUCAAAGUGUUGUCGGCACAUUGGCAGGAAACACAAAACUUUAAGCAGGCACUUCUUACAUCUUUAGAUGAGGUUGAUGUUUUGACCCGUGCUGGUUAAUACAACCAAUAACACAAUUUUCGUUCAAACUACAAACACCCGAUGAGAAAUAAAAAUAGCGGACUUGUGAAAUCAUUUACCAGGUAUGGAGAUAUCUGCAGUUGGCAUAUGUCACAAAUUUGUGCAGAUCUCAAACAGCUCAUUUGGAAUAAGGCAACUUGUUUGACAUUUCUAUGGAUGCCAGAUACACAAAAAACAGCAAGAAAAGUGGAUUUUGCAAAAUAUAACCCUUUUAAGAUUAUUUAGUCACACUCUGGCUUCCUGCAUGCAGUAAGCACAUGACCAAAUAUUUUUUUAAUAUUUAACUUCAAACAACUUGUUAAUUCACAUAAAAAAACUUGGUGUUCUUUAAAACGACCGAUAGGGAAAAGCAAUGUGUUGGAUUGGGCCUUAAUUUGCACCCCUGCUAUGAUGAGUGGUUAGUGGCACAUAUACAGAUUUUUCCUUUUGACUUGUUUAAUUUAGGCCUGCCAGACUGGACUUUUGUUUCAACUGUUUUCAAACAAUUUCUAAAUGAAUGUAAAUCUUGCAUACCUUGCACUUCAGAUGACUUAAUGAGAGCCCUUUGUGUUCAAAGUGAAUGCUGUCUCAACUCAGUGUAAAGGCAGGCAUCUCAACAGCUGCUACUUGUGGUUUUCAACAUUUGUUAUUACUUGAUUUAUACUAAUGACAAACGCCACUGACAUGUUGUAUACUUCGGUUUUACACCUCAACUGUAUUGUUUUUCAACCAAACCCGCCUAGGAAUGAUGUUCUUGUACUUUACUGUACUAAACUUAUUAAGUCACUCAUAAUUAAAAUGCGAUUGUUGAGUUCAA